ACAAUCUUGUCCAAUAAUGAAUACUGUCUUUAUCCCGAAAUCUAUUCUGACUUUCCGGAAACCAUAUGGAUUAUUAAUCGAAGGUGCUUCAAAGUCGUAUUUCCAGGAACCCCCGAGCGUAACAGCAGUUAUGAUGAUAUCGGUAGUAUUCUAUAUUAUUACUCUGACUGUUUAUCUUUUCGUUAAGAAGCUUCGAAAUUUACUUGGAAAGUGUCUAAUUUGCUACAUGUUUUGCUUGUUCGUGGAGUAUUUAAUUUGGACAUUGGAUCACUUUAGAUUAGUACUACCCAUUUGCGCUGCCGCAGGAUACAUCAAAUAUUACUUUUCCCUAUCAUCGUCGUUAUGGAUUUCUGUGGUCAAUUUCCAUUUGUGGAAAGUUUUGACUUCCUUGAAUCGGGACGAGCCACGGUAUCGAUUCCUGAUUUAUAACACCCUUGUUUGGUGUAUGGCUGCUAUUCCUACGGGAGUGAUUUUUUCAAUGAACCAAAUGUGGGAAAAUAAUCCUGAUAAACCAGAACGGAUGCUCUUUCUCGGAUAUAUUGGGUGCUCGGUUACAGCCAUUUACAUUUGGAAAGUAAGGACGGAAGUCAAGAGGUUCGCCCAAAUGGACCAAAGCUCUACGACGUGUCUUGAAAUCGAUUUUCCGACUUACGUCCGGUUUCUGCGACUUUUUCUGAUUAUGGGCGCGCAUUGGCUCUUUGACCAACUUGCGCAAACGGUAAAUUAUUAUAUUAUGCAGGACAGUAUAUUUAUGAAUUUAACCGUUUACGUAAAUGCCUCCUUUGGAAUAAUCAUAUUUGUUUUGCUUAUACUGAAAAGCAGCACACUUAAAAUGAUAAUGGAAAGCGCUCGAGGUGUAAAGUAUGCAAAAACGUAACCCAAAAUAAAAAUAAUUCAACUAAACUAUGCUCAAUUUCUUACUUUGUUUAUUUGUGCAC
Molecule: messenger RNA, 938 nt
Organism: Drosophila santomea
Lineage: Eukaryota; Metazoa; Arthropoda; Insecta; Diptera; Drosophilidae
Product: probable G-protein coupled receptor Mth-like 12
Exons: 5
Coding region: 17-877 (286 amino acids)
Source: RefSeq, a predicted model, not a curated record